AUGCGUGUUCCUUCUUUCAUCCUUACUGGCCUCUGCGCUACAAUCGCCCAGGCACGUCCUCAACCGACUACGUUGAGUGUCGUUCAGGUGGAAACAGUUCCCCUCGCCGCACCGAAGCCAGCCUCAGCGCUGCAAACUGAACUUCCUACGACCAGUCUUGAGAAGCGUGCCAACUGGUGCUCGAAGGGCUCCGACUACAAUCAAGCCGAUGCCGACGAGCUGCAGAGGCAACUGCAAAAUAUUAACCCAAACCAAAUGACCUACCUCCCGGCUUGGUCGACUGGAGGGUGGAUUUAUGGCACUGCCAAAGUGUGUCUUAUCAACCAGUACCUUUCAGAUAAUACCCAUGUCAAACGCUGGGAAGCUGGCUGGGGCAUGGGGUACAUCAAGAACAUGUGUUGCAGUGGAAAGUCGCGGUGCUCUGGUGGUAACUGCAGUGGCCAUGGAGACUCUGGCCUUGCUGUUGAGAUUCGGGUACAAAAUUCAGCCCGUAGCUGCACUAUCUAA
This is a messenger RNA of Colletotrichum truncatum, 507 nucleotides long. RefSeq lists its product as uncharacterized. Lineage: Eukaryota; Fungi; Ascomycota; Sordariomycetes; Glomerellales; Glomerellaceae. The record is from RefSeq and is a predicted model, not a curated record.